This is a messenger RNA of Cercopithifilaria johnstoni, 1026 nucleotides long. NCBI's taxonomy places the organism in Eukaryota, Metazoa, Nematoda, Chromadorea, Rhabditida, Onchocercidae. The record is from the annotation of a GenBank genome assembly.
AUGUCCAAAGAUGCAGCAAAGAAUCGUUACGAGAAAAUCAAACAUCUUGGUGAAGGGCAGUUUGCCAAUGUUUAUAAAGCGAAGGAUACGGAAACAAACGAAUUUGUUGCAAUAAAGAAGAUAAAACUUGGUUCAAGGCAUGAAGCAAUGGAUGGUGUAAAUCGAACUGCAUUAAGAGAAAUCAAAUUGCUGCAAGAAUUGCAUCAUGAUAAUAUUAUUGGACUUCUAGAUGUAAUUGGGCACAAAACAAACAUUCAACUUGUGUUUGAUUUCAUGGAAACAGAUUUGGAACAUUUGGUGAAAGACAAAGCAAUAAUUCUGAUGCCUGAACAUAUAAAAAAUAUGGUAUUGCAAAUGUUGCUAGGACUCGAAUACCUCCAUUUGCACUGGGUUUUGCAUCGGGAUUUAAAGCCAAAUAAUUUACUGAUUAAUUUGAAAGGACGAAUAAAAAUAGCCGAUUUUGGCCUAGCUCGGUUUUUCGGUUCACCAAAUCGUCAUUACACAUAUCAAGUAGUAACCAGAUGGUAUCGUGCACCAGAAUUACUUUAUGCAGCGCGUUCAUAUGGUGUAGGUAUUGACAUGUGGUCCGUUGGAUGUAUUAUUGCUGAGCUUCUUUUACGAGUGCCAAUAUUUCCUGGUGAGUCAGAUAUCGAUCAACUUGUGAAGAUUUAUAGCGUUUUAGGAACACCAACAGUAGAGGAGUGGUCGGGAAUGGAGGAGUUUUCUGAUUUUAUCACCAUUAAACCAAUGCCAGCUAUUCCUCUUAAAAAUGUAUUUACUGCUGCCGGUGAUGAUCUCAUUGAAUUAAUUUACCAGUGUUUAAGGUUUGAUCCAAACAAAAGGUGGAAUGCAACUCAAGCACUUCGCUCUUAUUAUUUCCAGUCGAUUCCGUAUGCGUGUGAUGAUUGUGACCUGCCACUUCCUACUACAAGUCGGUCAUCAGUUUUUAAGCGAAGACGCAGAGACUAUAUGAAUGAUGAUGAUGAUACUCCGACCAAAUUUCGUAAACGACUUGAAUUGGAUUAA